CCGGCGAGCGGGACGCGGGGUCCGCCGGGGCCUAGGCACCCGCCGGCCAGGCCCCCCGUUCCGGUCCGAGCCUGAGCAGGGCGGGACCGGCCGUCCGCGCACCAGAGGCCGCCCCACGCCGAGUUCCUGCUGCCCUCCGGGGCUUCCUGCCCCCGCCCCAUCCGCUGGCCCCCUCGUCUCCGCGCCCCCCACCCCGCGUCUCCUUUCUCUGCCCACCGCUCAGCCUUGCGUUCCCUUCCCCCCAGCUCCCCCCAGCGGCCUGGUGGCACCUGGGAGGCGUCCCGAGCGGCGGCGAUUCCGCUGGCACCGAGGCCCCUCUGCGUGCCCGGCUCGCUCGGGGUCGGGGCGGAAGACAGCUGCUCCGGUUCCUAGAGGGACGCAGGCACGGCACCAGCCCUGUUAGGCGUGAUUUUGUCCUCACAGCAAACCUAGGGGAUUUCUCCGUGGACAAUGGCAGCUACAAUUCAGGCCAUGGAGAGGAAGAUCGAAUCGCAGGCUGCCCGCUUGCUUUCCCUAGAAGGUCGAACCGGGAUGGCCGAGAAGAAGCUGGCCGACUGCGAGAAGACGGCCGUGGAGCUGGGGAACCAGCUGGAGGGCAAGUGGGCCGUGCUGGGGACCCUGCUGCAGGAGUACGGGCUGCUGCAGAGGCGGCUGGAGAACGUGGAGAACCUUCUGAGGAACAGGAACUUCUGGAUCCUGCGGCUGCCCCCUGGCAGCAAGGGCGAGGCCCCCAAGGAGUGGGGCAAGCUGGAUGAGUGGCAGAAGGAGCUGUACAAGCACGUGAUGCGGGGCAACUACGAGACGCUGGUCUCCCUGGACUAUGCCAUCUCCAAGCCUGAGGUCCUCUCCCAGAUUGAACAGGGGAAGGAGGCGUGCAGCUGGCGUCGCGCUGGCCCCAAGGUUCCAGAUGUUCCUGUGGACCCGAGUCCAGGCUCAGGGCCCCCCGUUCCUGCCCCCGACCUCUUAAUGCAGAUCAAGCAAGAAGGUGAGCUCCAGCUCCAGGAGCAGCAGACUCUAGGCGUGGAGGCGUGGGCAGCCGGACAGCCAGACAUCGGGGAGGAGCCGUGGGGCCUCAGCCAGCUGGACUCCGGAGCAGGAGACGUCUCUACCGACGCUGCCUCUGGCGUCCACUCCAACUUCUCAACCACUAUCCCGCCCACCUCCUGGCAGGCGGAUCUCCCUCCCCACCACCCCUCCUCCGCCUGCUCGGACGGGUCGCUGAAGCUCAGCACGGCCGCCUCCACGGAAGCAGAUGUAAAGAUUGUGAUAAAAACCGAAGUCCAGGAAGAGGAGGUAGUGGCCACACCAGUGCAUCCUACUGACCUAGAAGCCCACGCGACCCUGUUUGGACCAGGCCAAGCCGCAAGGUUCUUCCCUAGUCCUGUCCAGGAAGGAGCCUGGGAGAGCCAGGGCAGCUCCUUCCCCAGCCAGGACGCCGUGCUGGGGCUGAGAGAGCCCGCCCGGCCCGAGCGCGAGCUGGGCGAGCCCAGCCCCGCGGUGACCCAGGACGAGACCCCUCCAGGGGACUGGCUCUUCGGGGGGGUCCGGUGGGGCUGGAAUUUCAGGUGUAAGCCUCCCGCGGGCCUGAACCCGAGGACCGGGCCUGAGGGUCUGCCCUACUCCACGUCUGACAACGGAGAGGCCGUGCUGGACCCCGGCCAGGCCCCGAGACCCUUCAGCGACCCCUGCAAGUACCCCGGCCGGACCAAAGGCUUCGGCCACAAGCCGGGCCUGAAGAAACACCCGGCGGCCCCCCCGGGGGGGCGGCCGUUCACGUGCGCCGCCUGCGGGAAGAGCUUCCAGCUGCAGGUCAGCCUGAGCGCGCACCAGCGCAGCUGCGGGGGGCCGCCCGACGGGGCGCCGGGGGCGGCGGGCGGCGCGCGGGACGGCAGCGGCCUGCGGUGCGGCGAGUGCGGCCGCUGCUUCACGCGGCCGGCGCACCUCAUCCGGCACCGCAUGCUGCACACGGGCGAGCGGCCCUUCCCCUGCACCGAGUGCGAGAAGCGCUUCACCGAGCGCUCCAAGCUCAUCGACCACUACCGCACGCACACGGGCGUGCGGCCCUUCACCUGCACCGUGUGCGGCAAGAGCUUCAUCCGCAAGGACCACCUCCGCAAGCACCAGCGCAACCACGCGGCGGGCGCCAAGCCGGCCCGCGGCCAGCCCCUGCCGCCGCUGCCCGCAGCGCCCCCCGACCCCUUCAAGAGCCCCGCCUCCAAAGGACCCUUGGCCUCCACGGACCUCGUGACCGACUGGACUUGUGGCCUGAGUGUCCUGGGACCCACCGACGGCGGGGACCUGUGAGGCCCCCGCGGGCGACCCCCGCAGGCCCAAGUGUAAAGAGGCGCUUCUCCAGACAGCAGGGUGGUGCGAAAAGCUUCGAGGCGGAACGGAGCCUGGGGGAGAACCAGAUUCCCAGUUGCUGAACCGAUCACUGGAGCAGGAGAAACUAUCAGACAGUGCAGCUUCCACCUCUAAACAAAGUAGAAUUCUCUGAUUGUGAAACUGAGCAGCAUAGAAGUUUAAGUAAUUUAAUUACGAAACUCUUUUUUUUAAUUCUUGAAGAAAAAGCCGGAAAAUAGUAGUAGCACCAGUUUAAACUUUAUAGUGUACCUUUGGUUUCUGGAGUGCGUGUGUGUGUUGUGGGCUGUGUCCUUACCAAGUCUGACAGAGGGUGUGACGGAAGCUUGGCUGGCUGGGGACGCGGGUGAGGAGGGACCUGGACCUCCCUGGCCUCAGUGACCGCUAGGGAUGGGCCGGUCUCUGCACACAGCCCCAGGGGAGCGGAGACGCGGCUCUGCCCAAGGCCGGGCUGGGAAGUAAGGCCAGCCGGGCGCCGUGGAAGCCCAGUCUCCCCUCACGGGCAGGAGGCCUGAGCAGGGGCAGCCCGGCAUCUCUCAGCACCGGCCUCUCAUGCGCAAAGGCUCUGCACAAGUGCCGGCCCUGCGCAGACCCCGUGCCGCUCCCCCCACCCCGCUCCGGUACGUGGCUCCUGGGCCUCGUAAAGGAGAGUUGUCCGGAAGCACCAUUAGACGUGCAGACGUGAGGCAGGGGCAGCGGAAGCAGAGCCGGGAACAGAGCCUCGCCUGCCGACCCCUCCAGGGGACGGGCUGUCCUCUGCUCCAGCCAGAUGCUCGUUUCCUUUUCUCUUGGUGUGGUGUGUCUUCUCGCUGUCCAGACGCUUUCGCACGGAACCUCAUUUGAUGGUUACUGUGCCCUAGUGAAGCACGCCGGACGAGCAUCCUUUCCUGUGAGAGAUGAGGCAAUAAGCUACUCAGAGGGGACCCAUCUCAGCCUCGCACCCCGUGUGCACGAUGAGUGCAGACAGUUGGGAAGAGGCUCAGGACAGACUUGGCUCGUCCUUCUGGAGCAUCAGUUUGGGGGAGGAAAGCUUUUCAUUUUGCCCUCUUAAAAGAUUUGCCCCACAUCUGCCUGAGCAAAAUCAUCAGGCGUCAAGCUUUAGCCAAGUGGCGGCCUUGGUGGCCAGUGGGCGCUCUCCCCCGGGAGGGGUCGGGGCUGAGGGGCUGGGCCAGGGGCAGGGCUUGCUCGUUCCCUGGCUGACAUCUUGAAGGUGGAAUUAGAAAUGGGCCAAGGUUUCUUGAUUCCACCCCAAUGCUGUCCCUGCCACACGAGAAUCCAUUCCCGUUUUGUUGAAGCAGAUGCUGGUUCCUUGUCCUCUGGGGAACUUGUUUCCCGAGGGGGGGAGACCAUCGCUUCUGUUCAUUCAGCUCCCUUGUGCGUACUUUUAUUAGGCAAUAGACUAGUUAAGAUUGUUUCUAUGUACUGUAUAUUUUGUACCAGUUUACACUUCUAAUAUUGAUAUAACUGAUAUUUUGAGAAACAAAUGAAGAGGAAACAUCCUGUUAAAAUAAAACCUAACCAGCACCAAGGCGGUUUGGUGGGUUCUGUUCUUAGACCCGCGUCUUUGGCGCUGGUGCCACUACACGCAUUCCCCGAGGCAGCGGUGCGGUCGGCUUUCUCUGCGCCCUCCUCCUGCUCGGGGGGGCCUUGGACCCAGGGAGGCAACUGUCCCUGAGAGCUGGGGUGGGAGAAUCCAGAGAAGUUUGACUCUGUGGAGAUAAAACCGACACCUGGAGGGAAAAUAAAACCACAUCCAGUCACCUCGCUUCAGAA
This is a messenger RNA of Balaenoptera ricei (Rice's whale), 4134 nucleotides long. It is a transcript of the gene ZNF746, whose product is annotated as zinc finger protein 746. Lineage: Eukaryota; Metazoa; Chordata; Mammalia; Artiodactyla; Balaenopteridae. The coding region runs from base 451 to 2304 and encodes 617 amino acids. The record is from RefSeq and is a predicted model, not a curated record. The transcript has 7 exons. Gene Ontology annotation, biological process: regulation of DNA-templated transcription.